AUGAACUUCAGGGUAGCAUUUGGUUGUGGCACUGAUAACCAGAAUAUCAAUUUUGGUCAAAAUGAUGGACCUAAGAAUCCAAUAGCUGGCAUUUUUGGGUUAGGUAUGGCGCAGCGGUCAAUCCUAAAUCAACUGGCUAAAGAGACCAAUCGGCGCUUCUCUUACUGUCUGCCGUCAUCAACAAUACCAAGGGAAACUCACACAACAUUAAGCUUUGGUAAGGAUGCAAAAAUAUGUGGAAGUAUACAGAAAACAGAGAUUUUGCCAGCACAUAUGCAGGCAUACAGUGUCAAUCUUUUAGGUAUAAGCAUUGCAGAAAAGCGCCUUCAUAUAGAUCCAGAAAUUUUCAAGCUGAAAUAUGGCCCUUUUGGUGGAUUUUUCAUAGACACAGGAGGGGAAAAUAAGACUUUGCCAUCAAUGACAUUCCAUUUUAAAGGAGCAAACCUUGUGCUGGAUUCGAAAGCUGUGUUCGAACGUUUCAAUUCUAAUUUCUGCAUGGCUAUAUUCCCUACUAGUGAUUUAGGAAUCAAUAUCCUAGGAGCAUUUCAGCAGGCAAAUCAUCGGUUCUUGUUUGAUGUACUGAAAUUAUCUCUUUAUGGUAGAAAAAGUAUAGUGUCAUUUGCACCAGAGAUAUGCCAAUAA
Rosa rugosa (rugosa rose) is the source of this 642-nucleotide messenger RNA. Its product is annotated as aspartyl protease AED1-like. The transcript has 2 exons. Gene Ontology annotation, cellular component: extracellular region. The record is from RefSeq and is a predicted model, not a curated record. Lineage: Eukaryota; Viridiplantae; Streptophyta; Magnoliopsida; Rosales; Rosaceae. The coding region runs from base 1 to 642 and encodes 213 amino acids.